AUGAAGCAGCUUUCAAAUUUAUGUAAGGCAAUUAAUAACGCAUCACGAGCCGGUAAAAGACAGUUACUGUUACACGAAAGUAAUAAUAUUACAAGAAAUUUUUUGAAACAGAUGCUAAAACACGGAUACAUCACUAAAUACUCUUAUGUAGAUGAUAAGAGAAAAGGAAAAACAAUUAUUUGGUUAAAUGGACGGCUUAAUAAAUGUGGUGCAAUAUGUCCUAACUACAAGGUAGAAACUGAGCAUAUUGAAAAUUAUAGAUCUCGCCUUCUACCAGCUAGACAGUUUGGACAUGUUCUUUUUACUACUGAAAAAGGAAUGCUUGAUCAUAACGAGUGUAUAAGUAGUAAUGUUGGAGGAAGUAUUUUGGGAUUUUUUUAUUAA
Molecule: messenger RNA, 384 nt
Organism: Vairimorpha ceranae
Lineage: Eukaryota; Fungi; Microsporidia; Nosematidae
Product: 40s ribosomal protein s15a
Exons: 1
Coding region: 1-384 (127 amino acids)
Biological process (GO): translation
Cellular component (GO): cytosolic small ribosomal subunit; ribosome
Molecular function (GO): structural constituent of ribosome
Source: RefSeq, a predicted model, not a curated record